AUGCCUAUAAAUGGCAAUAAAGCCCUCAAGCUUCAGUUUGGGCUGAUUAAUUAUGAAAAUCGCUACCUGACAGCAGAGGCUUUUGGAUUCAAAGUGAACGCUUCAGCUCCAAGUCUCAAGAAGAAGCAGAUCUGGACACUUGAGCAAGAUGAGAUUGAUGGCCAAGUGGUGUACUUGCAGAGCCACCUGGGCCGCUACCUGGCAUCUGACAAAGAUGGCAAGGUGAGUUGUGAAGCUGAGAUACGGGAGAGUGGCUGCAGGUUUAUAAUUGUGGCACAGUCAGAUGGCCGCUGGGCCUUGCAGUCUGAGCCACACCUGCGCUUCUUUGGAGGAUCGAAAGACCACCUGUCAUGCUUUGCUCAGACCAUUGGUGAGCCAGAGCUUUGGACUAUGCACCUGGCCCUUCACCCACAAGCCAACUUGCUAAGUGUAGCUCGCAAGCGUUAUGCUCAUCUAUCUGCACCUGACAGUGAAAUAGCUGUGGACAGCAACAUACCAUGGGGUGUUGAUGCUCUUCUAACUCUGGUUUACGUGGAUGGCAAGUAUUGCCUCAAGACCAGUGACAGACGUUUUUUAAGCAACGAUGGGAAACUGUUGUUCGAAAAUGGCCGUGGGACUGUAUACACGUUGGAGCUAAAAUCAGGAAAGUUAGCCUUUAAGGACUUUGAAGGAAAAUACUUGAGCCCAAUGGGACCAACAGGUACCCUACGCUCAGGACGCUGCUCCAAACCAGGCAAGGAUGAGUUGUUUGACCUAGAGGAGAGUCAUCCACAGGUGGUGUUUCAAGCUGCCAAUAAGAGAUUUGUCUCCAUUCGACAAGGGGUGAACAUCUCUGCAAAUCAGGAUGAUGAAACAGACAUGGAGACUUUUCAAAUGGAGAUUGAUAAAGAGAGCAAAAAAUGCAAGUUCAGGACAAAUGGAGGCAACUACUGGAUGCUUGUAGCGCACGGAGGUAUUCAGUCCACAGCCAAUGAAGUAAGUGCCAACACCAUGUUUGAUAUUGUGUGGCUUGGACAACGUGUGGCACUACAAGCUAACAAUGGGAAAUAUGUGUGCACGAAGAAGAAUGGACAACUUGCUGCAGUCAGUGACUCAAUAGGUGAGGAUGAACAGUUGAUUUUGAAGUUAAUCAACAGGCCCAUCCUAAUUCUCCGGGGUGAGAAUGGAUAUGUGUGUCAUCACAAAAACUCUAACACAUUAGAUGCAAACCGUUCUGUUUACGACAUCUUCACAUUACAAUUCAGUGAUGGGGCAUACCAUAUUAAAGGUGCAGGAGAGCGGUUCUGGUAUGUGUCCAGCACUGGCUUGGUGUGUUCAGAUGGAGACACACCUGAAGACUUUUGCUUUGAAUUCUUAGAGCAUGGCCGCAUUGCAAUAAAGGGCAAAAACGGCAAGUACCUGCGUGGUGACCAGGGUGGCACACUGAAAUGUGAUGGAGAAACUGCAGAUGGCUCAUCUCUCUGGGAAUAUUGACACCUAGUGGUCAUUUUAAGGACGUUCUGGCUCCUGCUUCUAAUUGGAUUGUGGAAAAAUACACAUGUGGGCAAAAACAGAUGUUGUCUUUGUAUAUUAGCUUAUAUACAAAUAUGUCAAUACUUUCUCAAUAGCUAAAUGCUAGUAUUCUGGAUUUGAAACUUGAUAGAUAAGAAACCAAUGAGUUUUAACUCGACAACACAAAUUUUUAAGUUCGUCUUAAUAGUUAUUCAUUUAUUUAAUAAUUGAAAGUAUCAGUUAGCUUAACGCAGCUUUUACCCUACAUUUACACAUUGCAUUCUGUUGAUUUUUAGCAUGUUUAAUAAUUGUCUUUCCCAAAAGUUUGUGCAGUCUUAACAUCUAACAUCAAAGUCCUAAGUUCCUUAGGGAUAAUUUCUUCCACAGACUUAUUUGUCUUUCUUAUUUUGUUAUUCUUGCCAAUCAUUAAACAAUGGGUAGUUUAUGUUUCUGUAUUAAAUAAUGUAUUUCAAAUAUUUUAACUUAUGAAGUGUAACAUUCAAAAAAUGAU
Clarias gariepinus (North African catfish) is the source of this 2002-nucleotide messenger RNA. It is a transcript of the gene fscn2b, whose product is annotated as fascin actin-bundling protein 2b, retinal. The coding region runs from base 1 to 1473 and encodes 490 amino acids. The record is from RefSeq and is a predicted model, not a curated record. The transcript has 5 exons. Gene Ontology annotation, biological process: establishment or maintenance of cell polarity; cell migration; actin filament bundle assembly. Gene Ontology annotation, molecular function: actin filament binding; protein-macromolecule adaptor activity. Gene Ontology annotation, cellular component: cytoplasm; actin cytoskeleton. NCBI's taxonomy places the organism in Eukaryota, Metazoa, Chordata, Actinopteri, Siluriformes, Clariidae.